This is a messenger RNA of Grus americana (Whooping crane), 4988 nucleotides long. RefSeq names its product protein kinase C theta (gene PRKCQ). Gene Ontology annotation, molecular function: ATP binding; diacylglycerol-dependent serine/threonine kinase activity. Bases 744 to 2888 code for a protein of 714 amino acids. NCBI's taxonomy places the organism in Eukaryota, Metazoa, Chordata, Aves, Gruiformes, Gruidae. The transcript is spliced from 19 exons. The record is from RefSeq and is a predicted model, not a curated record. Gene Ontology annotation, biological process: protein phosphorylation.
GGCGGCGGGCGACCCGGUGUGCGCUUCCCCCGCGGGCCGCGGCGGCGGGGCGGGGGCGGCUGCGGAGGGCAGCGCUGCGCCGAGCCGGGCUGAGCCGAGCCGGACUGUAUCGGGAGGAGCUGAGCAGAGCCGGGCUGAACUGGGCUCAAAGCCGUGCCAAAGCCGAGCUGAGCCGCGCCGAGCUGAACUAGGCUACACUGAGCCGAGCCUAACUGAACUGAACCAGGCUGUGCCGAGCCGAGCUGAGCCGCACUGAACUGAACCGAACCGGGCUGAUCCGAGCUAAACCGAGCCGAGUUGAGCCAAGCUGCGCGGCGCUGCGCGGGCAGCAGGAAGAAGGAGAAGAUCUCACCAUAUCCAAGACACAAGCAAAACAAGAACUUGCUGAGACCUGGCCAUGCACUAACAGAAAGUUGUUCUGACUUUUAUGGUCACCCUAGACUUUUGCACAGGGGGCUGAUGGAAACUUAUCACUCCACACUGCUGGGUAAGAGAGAAGACACUCAAGCAGGGGACUACAUCUAGAUUUCUCAAGUUUUCCUCUCUCCUUGAUGGUCUUGCCUCCUGUCUCCUUGAACAGAGAGUCCAAGUUUUAAAGUCGGCCCAGCCAGAAGAGCAGUUAUCCUCAUUCUUUCAGCUGAGAAAAUCCCUUCCAUGUUGUCCACAACUGUGAUGAAAAGAGAAGCCACUCUUGCCAGAGACUGAACUUGUCUUUCAGGAAAAUAGCAUUUAUAGGACUUGUCAUGUCUCCCUUUCUGCGUAUUGGUUUAUCCAACUAUGACAGUGGCCCUUACCUGCCAUCCCAGGGGGAGGUGAUUAACCCUUACUGUGCUGUGAUGGUUAAAGAAGCCGUGGAGUCAGAAAAUGGCCAAGUGUACGUGCAGAAGAAACCCACCAUGUACCCUCCCUGGAACAGCACUUUCGAUGCCCACAUCAACAACGGCAGGGUCAUGCACAUCGUCGUCAAGGACAAAAGUGCCGAAAUGGUUUCAGAGACCACGGUGGAACUCAAGGUGCUGGCGGAGAGGUGCAAGAAGAGCAACGGGAAAACAGAGAUAUGGCUAGAACUGAAACCUCAAGGGCGAAUGCUGAUGAAUGCAAGAUACUUCCUGGAAAUAAGUGAUGCAAAGGACCUGGCUGACUGUGAGACCGAAGGCUUUUUCUCCUUGCACCAGCGCAGGGGAGCCAUCAAACAGGCCAAAAUCCAUAAUGUCAAGUGUCACGAGUUCACGGCCACCUUCUUUCCACAGCCCACCUUCUGCUCUGUCUGUCAUGAGUUUGUAUGGGGUCUGAAUAAACAAGGCUAUCAAUGCAGACAAUGUAACGCUGCCAUUCAUAAGAAGUGCAUUGAUAAAGUAAUAGCCAAGUGUACAGGAUCAGCAAUCAAUAGCAGAGAAACAAUGUUCCAUAAAGAGCGGUUCAAGAUCGACAUGCCGCAUCGCUUCAAAGUCUACAACUACAAGAGCCCAACUUUCUGUGAGCACUGCGGCACACUCCUCUGGGGCCUUGCACGGCAAGGAUUGAAGUGUGAUGCAUGUGGCAUGAAUGUCCAUCACAAGUGCCAGACAAAAGUAGCAAACCUGUGUGGAGUUAACCAGAAACUGAUGGCUGAAGCUCUGGCAAUGAUAGAGAGCACCCAGCAGGCUCGCUGUCAGCGUGACACUGAACAGAUCUCCAGGGAUGGACCUCUUGAAAUUGGCUUCCCAGUUCCUGUGAAGGAGGUGACACCACUUCAGGCAUUGCCAGCAUCUACAACAGGAAAAAAAGAGCCACAGGGCAUCUCCUGGGAGAGUCCAGUGGAGGGCACAAUUAAGAGGGAGUCUCUAAUAGACUCCGACUUGGGAAAAGAACAGCCCCAGGAGCAGCAAGAACACCAAGUGCAGCUAAAAUUAACCAUCGAAGAUUUUGUCCUGCACAAGAUGCUGGGGAAGGGCAGUUUUGGCAAGGUGUUCCUCGCCGAGCUGAAAAGCACAGACCAGUAUUUCGCCGUGAAAGCGCUGAAGAAGGAUGUGGUGCUGAUGGAUGAUGACGUUGAAUGUACGAUGGUGGAGAAGAGAGUCCUCUCCUUAGCUUGGGAGCACCCAUUCCUGACUCACGUCUUCUGUACGUUCCAGACCAAGGAAAACCUCUUUUUCGUGAUGGAGUACCUCAAUGGAGGAGACCUCAUGUUCCAUAUCCAGAGCUGUCAUAAGUUCGACCUUCCCAGAGCAACGUUUUAUGCUGCUGAAAUCAUAUGCGGGCUCCAGUUCCUCCAUUCCAAAGGCAUAAUAUACAGAGACUUGAAGCUAGACAACGUCCUCUUGGACAAUGAGGGGCACAUCAAAAUUGCUGACUUUGGGAUGUGCAAGGAGAACAUGUUUGGAGAUGCGAAGACAAGUACUUUCUGUGGGACUCCUGACUAUAUCGCUCCUGAGAUAUUGCUGGGGCAGAAGUACAACACCUCUGUUGACUGGUGGUCCUUUGGCGUCCUCCUGUAUGAGAUGCUUAUUGGCCAAUCUCCUUUCCAUGGCCAAGAUGAAGAAGAGCUUUUCCAGUCUAUCCGUAUGGAUAACCCAUUCUACCCUCGCUGGCUUGACAAGGAUGCAAAGGACAUUUUGGUGAAGCUUUUUGUGAGAGAACCUGAGAGGAGACUGGGAGCAAAAGGGAACAUCCGCCAGCAUGCCUUUUUCCGGGAAAUAAACUGGGAGGCUUUAGAAGAAAGAAGGAUGGAGCCUCCUUUCAAACCAAGAGUGAAAUCUCCGAGUGACUGUAGCAACUUCGACAAGGAAUUUCUAAAUGAAAAACCUAGACUGUCCUGUGCUGACAGAGCACUGAUUAACAGCAUGGACCAAAAUAUGUUCAGCAACUUUUCUUUUGUGAACCCUAAAAUGGAGAAAAUAUUUUCCUGAGAUCUGCCUUACUGAAGGAAUUGUCUGUAAUGGUUUGAGUAACACUUUGUUAACUGAAGACCGUGCAUGGCUAUUUUUAUCAAGAACCCACCAGAAAAAACACCUCAGUGAGAGUUUUUACCAUGCCUGAAGGCUUCCAGCUUAUUCCAGUCUGCAGCAGAUGCCAGCCACUCUUCACUAAUGAUGAAGUUUCUUCAUGGUAUCUUUUGGUCUCUCUUCUCUCUUUUCCCAACGUUCUUGAAGUUGAGAGCAUCUGAAAAUGAGGAGGUGCCAAAACCUGUUCCCCACUACUUGUACACACAGCCACCGGGUUUCUCUGUAAGGAAAAAAAACAAGUAUAUUUGAGUUUCUGGUGAUGUCAGUGCCCAUUUCUACAAUUCUCACCUAGGCUCACCUUCUUCUGAAGGACAAGUGGUUUGCUCAAAGCCUGAGGGCAUCUGGGAAGACUUCAGGCUGGGUUCUUUGGUAACCUCCACUUGUACAUGUAUAGAAUUGUGCAUGUGUGCACAGGAGUUUUGAAGAAGUAAUUUAACUCCCUACACACUUUAAAAAUAAUGUUCACAGGUGUUAGGAUUCAAUUUUGUUCCAAUGGGACAAAGAAACUUUGCAGGUGCUCAUUCCAGCAUUCAAACAUCUCAAUCAGAGGUCCUGGAGCUAAGGACUCAACCCCAAAGGAAGAUCGUUGCCUAGACUUAGGCAAGUGUCAAGAUCAGUACAGAAAAACAGUGGUUUACACUUCGUACUUGAGCAGGAAGGAUGGGAAGUUGCAGUCCAGCAGAAAGCCUCAAGAACCCCUGUUCUAAAGCUUUAACUGUCCUCGCACAUGCCGGUCUCAGAGCAAAAUCUGGACUGGGCUUUCUGGAGUUUUAUCCGAAAACUGCAUGAGAAAGGUGGAAGAGGUUCCUCAAACCAUUGUUUAAGCUUCAUAAAACUGACCUUCCAGUCACAGCAUUGUCAUAUUUUGCUUGAGAGGUAGUAAUCAGUCUUUGGAAAGGCUGAUGUACUUUCUGUUGCUCUAAAUGAUGUCCCAACUCUUUGGCAUGCAUUGCAGACAUAGGUCAACAAGCUGCACCCAGCGGUCACAGGGCAGGAGAGCACACUGGGUGAGGGUGGUAGUCUCUUUCUCCUUCUGACAUUUUUCUGUGUGCUCUAUCCCUCUGCAGUCUGUGGAAAUGUAGAUGGGUUAAAAAAAAAAUCUUUUCUGUGAUCCUUUCAUCAUGGGAUCCUUUUAAAUAACGAUGCACUGUUUUCUGAGGUUGAAGAGAUGUAGAACCACUCGGUUACUGAUUGUCAUUGAGACAGCGGUUAAAUACCAGGUCAAAAUUAAGUCAAAGCCCAAAUAGAAGAUUCUGUUACAGCUUAGACUUAGGCAGUCACCCAAGUUGGUGUUAGGCUUUAAUUGAACUGUAUACAUUUGGAGUUUCAUUGCAUCAACCCUUCCAGUCCAUGGAGAAGAGAAGCUGUAGAAGGUCAGUCAUCCCAAAAUCAGAUUCCCUUCAGAGGUGCCUUUCUGGCUCUGCUGGACCAGGCUGUCAACUCGGACCUUCCAACAGGAUGAAUGCAACCUUGCAGGCAGUGGUGGGAUACUGCUGGCAGUGACGGCAGGCACCGAAUCCUGCAGGACCAAGAGCAGAAGUGCGUAAGGUCAACAAGAAAAGCAGAGUGUCCGGAAAAAGGUUUCAGUCCACUGACUCUCAUGAAAUCCUUGUUCGUGCUGUAUGAAACGCAGGGGGCAUCUGUGCUCACAGUUUGUGCAGCUGGUCAUCACGUUUAAUUAGAAUGGUUAACAUGAAUUUUUUAAAUGCCAGUGCUGUUUGUACAGUUUAAUAAAAUGUUGUGUACAAUUGGAAAAGGGGCAUUGAAGUGAUUAAAUAGGGACAAAGAACAGAGGUGCUUAGAAAAGCCAUUAAAAUGGCUCUGCACUUUCUGGGAGAUGUUCCCCACGGGAAUUUCAACCCAUAAAUACACAUAAUCAGCAAGCAUUUGAACAACUGCAACUACUCCACAGAUCAGUAUCUAAAACGCAGAUUUGGUGCUGUGCAAAGGUAUCUAAGAAGAGAGCAAAACGUUCCUUUUCAUUACCGGAAGAUGACACAGCUG